AUGUCCGACGACUCUGGUGAGGAUUUCGGAGGUCCUGGAACCACCGCCCCAAAGGUGCCUGCGAAACGCAAAGCGAGUCGCAAACCAACCAGCCGCGCCGAAGCAGGUCCUUCAUCCCGUCCAGCUUCAACUGCGGCACACAAAAAGACCUCCAAGGCGCCAUCGGCGGAGGACUCCGAUGUACAAUUGAUUGAGGCGCCGCGAGAUCUAGAGGAUGCUGUUGACGGAGAUGAAGACGAGGACGAGGUUGUCCAAAUUGAUCCACCGCCAUCUCAGCCUCCUCGCUCGAACCGAAAAACUGCUACCGCUCGCGCAGCAUCGGUUACCGUAAAUGGAAAAUCAACCGCGAAGGGUAAAGGGAAAAUGAAGGAUGUGCCUCCCAAACCUGCGAAGAAGAAUGUCAAACCAAGUCAGGUUUCGAAUAUUGACGACUUAGUAGAUGAUGAAAUGGAUGUCGAUAACGCAGCCGAAGAUGUUGCUAGAGCGAUUAACACCGCUUCUGGACACAAGGGACAUAACACUCAGGGAUUGGCAGAGCAAUUGCGCCGGGCAGAAGCUCAUAUCGAGGAUCUUAAAAAUCAAUUGGAGGAGCUAUUCCAAGUGCGGAACACGGAGCCAGAGGAACUUCUGAAACAACAACAAACGCAUCAUCAGGCGCAAGUCCAAGCGCUUGAAUCUCUUAUUAAAGAGCUCAAUGCUCAAAUAACUCGGAAAGAACCAUUACUUUUGACAAGCGAAGGCUCACUUUUCAAUAUCCUCACGCGAGAGGAGGCGGACAAGGAAACACACAAUCUUCAGCAACAAGUGAAGUCCUGGAAAGCAGAAGUAGAAAACACCAAUAAACUUUUGAAGGAAAGAGAUGACGAGAUUGUCAGACUGCGCGAGUCAGAAAGGGUCAACAUGGUCUCUACAGAGCAAUAUCUGAAACUCGAACUGCAUCAAGAGAUUGAGCGGGGGAGGUCGAUCGCCAAUAAGGUUGCACGAGCCCCGCCAUCUGCAUCUCGUGGUCGAAAUGGAGGGUUGUUAGGAUCAGACGACCCCAAACACACCGAGGUCAUUAAAGUCUAUGAAGACCUGACCAACCUCCUUGUUCCUGCCAUCAAAAUGCAAGCGGGGAAAUAUCUCGACUUGGAUGAAUGGAUUUUCACCUGUAUUUACACCUAUUCGGAUCUACAUGGACCCCCGAAUGAAAGCAAAAGUUUAAACUUUACUUUACGCUUCUGCGACGACCUAAUGAGCGGUGAAUCCGAGCCAGUCACGUCGAAGAAACAGUUGGUCAGCACUGUCCAUUACCUUCCAUUACAGCUGGACAAGGAGUCGCCAGAAUUUGUGCAAAAAUUGGGAUUCUUAAAUGGUGCUUUCACUUUCGAGCGAGAUCAGCUUUCUUUAUUCCUACGGACUUUGUACGACACUAUGGGUGAUACUUUUAAAAAUGGAUCGGAAGACUCGGGCGAAGAAGAGCGAGGGUAG
Laccaria bicolor S238N-H82 is the source of this 1470-nucleotide messenger RNA. RefSeq lists its product as uncharacterized. The transcript has 6 exons. Lineage: Eukaryota; Fungi; Basidiomycota; Agaricomycetes; Agaricales; Hydnangiaceae. Bases 1 to 1470 code for a protein of 489 amino acids. The record is from RefSeq and is a predicted model, not a curated record.